CCGUCUCCUGUUCUGACUACUGGCUCAUCCCUGACCAUCCUUCUGCCUGAUCCUCUGUACUGCGCUGUCCGUGAGUUACUGAACCCGGCUUGUGACCUUGACCAUUCUCUGCCUGCUCCUUUAUACCUUGCUGCCCGCACGUUGCUGACUUGGCCCGUCUGACCACGCUCACUACUUUGCCAUCCAUCCAUCCUGCACGGAUCCAGCCCAGUCGUCCAUCCAUCCCGCUCGGAUCGGGAUCUGUCAUCCCAUCCA
Molecule: messenger RNA, 255 nt
Organism: Staurois parvus
Lineage: Eukaryota; Metazoa; Chordata; Amphibia; Anura; Ranidae
Source: the annotation of a GenBank genome assembly